Messenger RNA from Topomyia yanbarensis, 4453 nucleotides. RefSeq names its product unc-112-related protein (gene Fit1). Bases 480 to 2618 code for a protein of 712 amino acids. Gene Ontology annotation, biological process: integrin-mediated signaling pathway; cell-matrix adhesion. The record is from RefSeq and is a predicted model, not a curated record. The transcript is spliced from 6 exons. Gene Ontology annotation, molecular function: integrin binding. NCBI's taxonomy places the organism in Eukaryota, Metazoa, Arthropoda, Insecta, Diptera, Culicidae. Gene Ontology annotation, cellular component: cell-substrate junction.
CUCGAUUAGUUCAUCAGUUUGUGAGUGUUUAUCGUGUUGUAAAGACGUGUCAUGUUGUAUUGUGUAUUUCAAUUAAUCUGAGACAAUUUGUUUUUCAUAUAUAGGUUUUGCAUCCCUCUUUUAUGUUUUAUUUGCUUUCAAAUGAGUACAUCAACUCACAAACGCAAUAAACUGUGCUUAAGCCGCAUUCUUUAAACAUAUGUACGAGAUUUAUGUCGUGAUUGGUCGACAUCAAGUUGUUAGUGCAUAGGCGUUUUUACUCAACCAGUGCUAUAACGGUGAGGUAACCUUUAAACAGUGGAUGAUGUAAGCAAGACUCAUACAUAUUUACUCCCAGUAAAGUUCAGUUCUGAGAAAUAUUAAAGUGAGGAAAAAUAAGUGGAAGAACGGAGAAUCAAAAGAGAGGAUAUCAUCACUGAAAAACAGAAGUGAACUAAAAUUUCAUUUAGUCAAGGAUAUACUACACAGCUCCAGAAGUAAUGAUACACGUAGGUGAUAAUACAUGGAACCUGCGGGUAUACAUAACAGACCUGCAGGUCGAAAAAACAUUGCGCGUGCGAGGUGACCUACACAUAGGGGGCGUUAUGCUAAGACUGGUAGAUCCAGAAAACCCGAAAGAUUGGUCAGAUCACGCCUUAUGGUGGUCUGCGCGUAAUAUGUGGCUUACUAGGACAAAAUCAACGCUGGACCAAGUUGGUCUACAUGCAGAAGCUCUGCUACACUUUACACCCAUGCACAAAACACUCAGAGUACAGAUGCCGGAUCUACGAUAUCUAGACUGUCGUGUAGAUUUUUCGAUCAAGACUUUUGGUGCAGUUGUGGCACUUUGCAAAGACUUGGGUAUUCGACACCCUGAAGAACUAUCUUUGUGCAAUCCAUUAGAACCAGCGCAUUUGAAGAAAAAUUAUGCGGACUUGCCAAAGAAGAAAAUUCCAAUCGAGCAUAAUGGUAAUGGGCGUGAAUUCAUUCAACCGGCAGCUGAUACAAAUACGUUUAUUCCGGCUACUGCUGGCUAUUUUCACGGCAGCAACGGAAGUCUCGAUGGACCAACCAGUGGUGGGCCGUUCUCUUGUGCACCGGUACAGCAUACACACUAUACUCCCAAUAAACCGACAUUACCGAUCACACCAAUUGGGUCUCCUACGGGGACAUUAAGGCAUAAUUACAGCAAUGGCUACACUUCAUUCAACGAGUCAUCCUCAAGUUUAGGUGAUGCAAUCGAUAAUUUAGCAUACAGCCCAUGCACUCUCAGUCUGGAAGCACGAUCAAGGUUGGUUAAACCAAAAACACUAAUCGAACGGGCACGCAUGAACGUUGGCUGGCUAGAUUCAUCGCUUUCGAUUAUGGAGCAGGGCAUUCGAGAGUUUGACACACUUUGCCUGCGUUUCAAAUAUUACACUUUUUUUGACUUAAAUCCCAAGUAUGAUCAGGUGCGUAUAAAUCAGCUGUAUGAGCAGGCAAAAUGGCAACUGUUGAAUGAAGAAAUCGAAUGUACAGAAGAGGAGAUGCUUAUGUUCGGCGCACUGCAGUUCCAGGUGAACUUGCAGAAUGAAGUUCCACAGCCGGAUUCUGGAAUUGACACAUCGAGUUUGGACAACGGAGCUGAUGACGACGUCGAUGCUGCAUUACGCGAGCUUCAAAUAACGCUGGAAGGACCAAACAAUGGUUACAAUGCAGGAGAUAUUACGCAUAUACCAGAGCUAACGGAUUAUCUACGAUUUAUGAAGCCAAAAAAGUUCACUCUCAAGGGAUACAAACGCUAUUGGUUCACCUAUAAGGACCUGCAUUUACACCUGUACAAGAGCCGAGACGACGCACGGUCGAAUAAUUUACCUCAAGUCACAAUCAACCUUCGUGGCUGCGAAGUAACACCGGAAGUAAACCUAUCCCAGAGCAAAUUCAACAUCAAACUAGAAGUUCCACUAGAACAUAAUACCAAUAGUGAAAUGUGGAUUCGAUGUGAUAACGAAGAUCAGUACGCUAAAUGGAUGGCAGCUUGUCGACUGGCGUCAAAAGGUCGAUCUUUGGCGGACAGUUCAUAUGACAGUGAAGUGUCUAGCAUUAAAUCGUUUCUAAGCAUGCAGAAACCUGCACAAGUAGCGGCAGUCACCAUCAAUCCGAACAAUAUCGAUCCAAGCGAAUACAUUUCUUCUAGAUAUGCCAGAAAGCUUAAGAGCAAGGCCGUUAUUCGAAUGUUGGAAGCACAUGCCAAUGUGAAAGAACUUUCACUGAUUGAUGCUAAAAUGAAUUUUAUUCGUGCAUGGCAAAGUUUACCAGAGUUUGGUGUUACGCUGUUUGUGAUCAAAUUCGACGGACAUAAGAAGGAAGAGUUACUUGGGGUGGCCUGCAAUCGCAUCAUGAAAAUGGACAUUAAUACGGGAGACCACUUGAAGACAUGGCGCUACAACACUAUGAAGGCCUGGAACGUGAACUGGGAAAUAAAGUGCAUGAUGAUUCAACUUCAAGGCGAGAGUGUUAUAUUCUCAUCGCUAUCCGCCGAUUGCAAGGUCAUACACGAAUUCAUCGGUGGCUACAUCUUUAUGUCGAUGAGAUCGAAAGAAACUAAUCAAACGUUAAACGAAGAAUUAUUUCAUAAGCUAACUGGCGGAUGGAACUGAACAAUCCAGAAUAGCAGUUGUUUUGUAAUAAUUGAAGUGGUUUUUCUUUGAAGAGUGUAAAUAGCGCAAGUUUUAACGUUAUUACGUGCUUAAUUUCGAAGCAUAAUUUAAGUUAACAGAGUAGUAACAACUACCUAAUAAAUACCUAGUUAACGAAAGCGUUUUAUUUUUCUUAUCGCAAAUUUUUUCUCAGACAGUAAGGAUAAGGGUUUCAGCGUGAAAAAAAAACACUUUUUUGCGAAUUUUUUUAUAACUGCGUGAAGCAAAUUGAUCAAAACUUUUGUACAUUAUAGUAUAUCAUUUUAAUAACAUGCUGUAAUUUUUCUAUGCACAAAUAUAGACAAACGACUCGGCGACGAAGCUUUUUUUGAACAUCUCUGGAAAAACAUGAUUUGCGGUGAUACCAUUCCAAAACUACUUAACCGAUUCCUUUCAAACUUUGCAUGCACAUUCUAUGUUAAAAAUACCUAACCCUUACGUAGAUUUUUUUAGAUAAAUUUUCAAUUAAGGGUUUUUUUUACUCAUUUCAAAUAAAAAUUACUAUUUUUCACGAAAAAUGUCGCCUUUUUAUGAGUAAACACCCCCUCAAUCGAAAAAUUAUCUCAAAAACUCAACGUAGGGGUUAGAUAUUUUUAAAAUAGAAUGUGUAUUGAAAGUUUGAAAGAAAUCGGUUAAGUAGUUUUGGUAGGUAACACCGCUAAUCAUGUUGUUUCCAGAGACGUUGUACAAAAAGCUUCGUCACUGAGUCGUUUUUCGAUAUUUUUGCGUAGAAAAAUUGCAGCAUGUUGUUGAAAUGAUACACUAUAAUGUACAGAAGUUUUGAUAAAUUUGCUUUACGCAAAAUUCGCAAAAAUGUGUUUUAUUUUUACGCCGAAACCAUGCCCCCCCCCCCCAAAAGCGAAAAUCAGAAUGCCAAAAGCGUCUUUUGUAACAGCCUAGUUAAAACACACAGUUUGGAGUUUUUAUUGUAGUAUUGCAAUUAGUCAGUAAUAAAUAUGAAAUAUCAAGAAUUACAGUAAUUUUACUGCUAAAAUAAAUAAAUAAGUUUCUACUUACAUGAACUUAACGGAUUUUAUUGAGUUCAUUUUGAUCUAUCAUUUGAAAAAAAAGUUUUUGAGUAUCGUAACUUUUAACUAUUAUCUAACUCAGCUAGAGAAGAUUACGAUAAUUGUAAUUAAUAAUGCAUAAUAAGCCGUUAUGAUGAAGUGAAAUAUGCUAAUUUUUGUUUAAUUAAACAUUUCUUUUGGGAAAGAAACUCGUUUUUUGAAUUGCCAGAGAAAAUUUAUUCGAAAUCUUACUAGUUCUCGACGUCUAAUGAAAACUUCCUAUGGCUAAAUUUUUUACGGCUGCUAGUAGUUGAGAAAUUUAAAACUUGGAAAAUAGUAGGAAAUCAACUGAUGAAUUCCUUUCAUAAAAAAUCGCACAUGUUAACAUACAAUGGAACAUGAAUAUUUAUAAUGCUUAAAAACGCAAAUCAGAAUGCCAAAAGCGUCUUUUGUAACAGCCUAGUUAAAACACACAGUUUGGAGUUUUGAUUGUAGUAUUGCUAUUAGUCAGUAAUAAAUUUUAUUGCAUGUUGAAAUAUUAAGAAUUACAGUAAUUUUACUGCUAAAAUAAAUAAAUAAGUUUCCACUUACAUGAACUUGACGGAUUUUUUUGAGUUCAUUUCGAUCUAUCCUUUGAAAAAAAGUUUUUGAGUAUCGUAACUUUUAACUAUUAUCUAACUCAGCUAGAGAAGACUACGAUAAUUGUAACUAAUAAUGUAUAAUGUGCCGUUAUGGUGAAGUGAAAUAUAUUAACUUUUGUUUAAUUAAAAAUUUCUUUUGGAAAAGAAA